Molecule: messenger RNA, 2643 nt
Organism: Hydatigera taeniaeformis
Lineage: Eukaryota; Metazoa; Platyhelminthes; Cestoda; Cyclophyllidea; Taeniidae
Source: the annotation of a GenBank genome assembly
AUGUACAUUAAAUCCAUGGUGAUUGAUGGAUUCAAAUCCUACUGUCAGCGCACUGAGAUACCUGGGUUCGAUAUUCAAUUUAAUGCCAUAACUGGUCUCAAUGGAUCUGGAAAAUCCAAUAUUUUGGAUGCGAUUUGCUUUCUGUUUGGUAUAACGAAUUUGUUUCAUAUUCGUGCCUCUAGUCUGCAAGAACUUGUUUAUAAAGGUGGUCAGGCUGGCAUUACCAAAGCAACUGUCAGCAUUGUUUUUGAUAACACCGACAAAUCAGUCUCACCUUACGGCUAUGAACAAUUUGAUGAGCUGACGAUAACUCGUCAGGUGGUUGUUGGUGGAAAGAAUAAGUAUCUGAUUAACGGAACAAAUGCUACAAGCACCCGAGUACAGGAUCUGUUUCAUUCUGUACAGCUAAACGUUAACAAUCCUCAUUUCCUCAUUAUGCAGGGGCGCAUCACAAAAGUUUUAAACAUGAAACCCCCGGAAAUUUUGUCUCUUUUAGAAGAAGCUGCGAGUACAAAAUUGUAUGAGAAUAAGAAGGAAGCUGCCCUUAAGACUAUUGAAAAGAAGGAUAGCAAACUUCGAGAAAUUGAUAGAGUUUUAUAUGAAGACAUCACGCCGACAAUUAGAAAAUUGCGUGAAGAGCGCAGUAGCUAUCUAGAAUAUCAGAAGGUUGUCCGUGAAAUUGAACAUCUCUCUAAGCUCAUUGUGGCGUAUGACUUCACUCGUCUUGAGGAAGCUAAGCAGCGCAGCAAGGAUGAUCUCGUUAGCCUAGAGACAGAUCUUUCUUCUGCAAAGGGAAAUCUGGGUCAGUUGAAUGCACAGAAGAUUGAGCUUGAUAAGAAAAUCUUUGAUUUGAUGGAGGAGCGCCAAACGUUGCUAGGCCCUGCACUAGAGGAAGCAGAGCGACUACUAACUGAGCGUCAGAAGGAGGAGGCGGUAGCGGCAGGAGCAUCGACUCGCGCCAUGGAACGUCUGCGGACUGCAAAGAAGCAGCUCCACUCUCUCGACGUUCAGUUGUCUGAAGGGGCCACCCAUUUGGCAGCGAAGCAGCGUGCAGCUGAGGCUGCUGCCGGUGCUGAGUUUCAUGAUCUCGAAGAGGCUGCACAGCAGGCACGAGAAGCUCUUACUGAGGCACAGGCAAACUUGGCUGCGACUACUUCGGGCCUUGGCGGCCGUGGGUCUUCCUCCAAGGGUGCUGGAGGCCUGGCGGAGCAGGCUCGCGUUGCAGAAGGUCAUCGAGUGGCGGUGGAAACGGAGUUACGUCAGCUGGAAAUGCGAGAGGAGCAUCUGUCAAAGGAAUUAGCUGGCGGGGAGAGGAAACUUGCAGCGAUGGAAGCGAAAUGUGGGGUGGAAGGACAGGAGGAGGCGCGAAAACGAUGCCAACUUAUGGAGCAGAUAGCAAAGGUGAAUGAGCAGUUAGAAGAGAUUCGCAGGGCAGAUGAGGAGGCAGGCGGUGAUGAGGCUGCAAUUACUAAUAGGUGCAAUGAGGAGGCAAAAGCCGCGCGUUUGUUGCAAUCCCGCAGCGAAGAGUUGGGUCGUCAGUUUCACCAACUACAAUUUGAGUACACUGAUCCGACACCAAAUUUUGAUAGAAGACGUGUUUACGGGGUGGUGGCGAAGUUGUUUGACCUCGUUGAUUCAAAAUAUGCUACUGCUAUUGAAGUUGCCGCUGGUGGGAAGCUUUAUAACGUGGUCGUAGACACCGAAACGACGGCAAAGGCACUACUGGAUAAGGGACAUUUGGCGAGGCGAGUAACGAUGCUCCCACUCAACCGGAUGCGUGGUGCUCCGGUGCCAGCAGAAGUGUUGCAUCGAGCUGAAGAUUUGGUUGGUGCGAACAACGUCGCGCCCGCCCUCUCUCUUAUUCGGUAUUCCUCUCAUCUUAAACCUGUUAUGGAAUUCAUCUUUGGCGGUCUCCUUGUCUGCCCUACUCUCGACCACGCUCGUCGGGUUGCCUUUCAUCCAGGCGUUGAGAGACGCACUAUCACCUACGAUGGUGAUAUGUUUGAUCCACAGGCCAGUUUCUUCUUGGGUACACUAUCGGGUGGUUCACGAGCAGGCUGCGGGGGCGAUGGUGCAGCCUGUCUGCUGAUCCGCGUUGCGCAAUGGCGUGUAGCGGAAUGUGAGGCGGCAGAGGCCAGGGCUCGUGCUCGAGCGACACAAGAGGCACGUGAGUCUGCUGCGGAGCGCACACAUCGACGUGCUGACCUCGUCGAGAUCCUUGACCGCACUCGUCAUCAACUUGCCCUCGUUGAAACCAACCUUCGGCAGUCGGACACGCACCGUCUUCGCUCUGAUCUGGGACGACUAAGGGAGGAGCUAGUGGAGGUGGAUGAGUCGCUAAAGCGCGGUGCUACGCGUUUAGCCGAAGCAAAGAAAGCGGCCGAGGAGGCGCAGUGGCGUGUAGAGCACGCACAAGAGGAGGAGGCGCGGGCGCUGCGCGAGGCGGAGGCUGCUGUUUAUGCCGCUCGGAAGCGUGCUGACGCGGCGGAGGAGGCGCUACAACAAAAACAGCACCUUAAGGAGACCCUUCGUCUUGAAGCCGACGAAUUGGCUCGCGAGUUGGAGCAGAUAAAGGUGUCUUACAUGUCAGAGCGCUUCAGUCUGUUCGAUUGGGUCGAUCACGUGUCUCCACGUCUUGUAUGA